This is a messenger RNA of Argiope bruennichi, 848 nucleotides long. RefSeq lists its product as uncharacterized. The transcript has 2 exons. The record is from RefSeq and is a predicted model, not a curated record. NCBI's taxonomy places the organism in Eukaryota, Metazoa, Arthropoda, Arachnida, Araneae, Araneidae. The coding region runs from base 1 to 720 and encodes 239 amino acids.
AUGGCUGAACGAAGCAGCCGAAGAAGGCAUUUAUCAAAGAAUCAGAAAGAUUUUUUGAAAAAAACUCUACUUCGUCUUCUUGCGGUUCUAUCUGAGCAAGUAGAGGAAGAAAUGAAAGCCACAAAACGUACUUGGGUUAAAAAAUGGAUUAGAAGAAGAGAUGAACUCGGCACUUCUAAUCAUCUUUUAAAAGAGUUAGCUGCCGAGGAUCCGAAAGAGUACCGGGUUUUUUUAAGACUAACUCCGGAGAUGUUUAACAAUUUGCUAUGCCGAAUUUCAGAUACAAUUCAACGGCAGAACACAAUAAUGAGAGGCAGUUUAUCUGCAAAAAUUAAACUGGAAUUAACGCUGACCUUUUUAGCCAGUGGAUGCAGUUAUAGAACGCUGAGCCAUCUCUUCCGUGUGCCUAAGAGCACCAUCAGUUCUACGAUUCCAGAAGUUUUGGAUGCUAUUUAUGAAAGCUUGAAUGAAUUCAUAAAGGUCCCCUCUACUACAGAAGAAUGGGCUGCUAUUAAGCAAGGUUUUUUGAAUGCGUGGAAUUUCCCAAAUUGUCAUGGGGCACUUGAUGGAAAACAUGUCCUGAUACAGGCACCUCCUAAUUGUGGCUCACAAUUUUUCAACUACAAAGGAUUCCACAGUAUAAUUCUACUAGCAUUAGCUAGUUGGGAUUACACGUUUCUGUAUAUUAAUGUUGGAUGCAAUGGAAUAGUUUCCGAUUGAGGAGUACUACAGAACAGUGCGCUCUACGAAAAAUUAGAACGAUACACUUUAUUUCGUACAGAUGGAUGCAUUAUUGGGGAUGAUGCGUUUCCCUUGAAACCAUAUUUGAUGAAGCCAUUCAAAAUUCA